AUGGAUAGUGGGAGUAUGGUAUAUUUUCUAGGAACACUUUGGCAUGGCGGCGGCCAAAACACCUCGGAGAUGGAGCGAAAGGCACUGAAUAUGCAAUAUUGUCAGCCGUGGUUGCGGCCUUUUGAAAACCACAUUCUGGCUGUGGACUGGGGCAAGCUCGGCGAAAUACCUCUUAAAGUGGUUGAUAUGAUGGGCUACAAAAUUGGGAUGCCGUUCAUCGGUAGCGUGGAGGGUGGUAGCCCCUUGCGAGCGGUCACUCGCCGACUCAAAGACUAUCGGUCUGGUAUUAAAAGAAAUACCAAAUUGUGA
Molecule: messenger RNA, 309 nt
Organism: Talaromyces rugulosus
Lineage: Eukaryota; Fungi; Ascomycota; Eurotiomycetes; Eurotiales; Trichocomaceae
Exons: 1
Coding region: 1-309 (102 amino acids)
Source: RefSeq, a predicted model, not a curated record